CCGUGGCGGAGAUACCUCUAGGCCUACGCAUUUCAUUUUCUUUUGACUUCAACGCAGCAAAAUGACAGAAGUAUCGGUUACAAAAGAACAAAACAAACAAGGUUCACGUUCUAAAAGAAAGGGUGAAAACGUUGAUAAAUUCAGUCGUAAAAAAUUCAGAAAAAAUAAAAAAGAACAACUGAGACAACCGAAAAAGCCUUCCGAGAAAACAUUGGAAUUGGCUGUUGUGCAGGAUUGUCGCUAUCUCGAUGUUGAAAUUGCAUUAGACGUCGUCACAAAACUCAUUAAGGAUGCGAAUCCUGAUAUUUCGUAUAUUGAACUGCACGAUAAGUUGCCUGCAAAAAAAUCGUUCCUUGAUCUCUCUAACUCGAGUACUCUUCCAAAGGUAAAUGACUACGAGAAAUUAAUUGGCUCCUUAAAAAAAGAUUCAACGAAAGAUUCCUUUAAGAGCUCAAUCAAGGGUGCUCCCCAAUAUAUUAUUGUAUGCUCGGCGGCCUUACGAGUGACGGCUAUCAUCCAAGCGCUCAAAAAAUACCGUUCCAAAGACUAUGAUCUUGUCAAGCUUUUCUCUAGACAUUUUUCAUACGAAGACCACAGGAAGGCUCUUGAGUCUGCUACGGUCGGUAUAGCUGUAGGUACUCCGAAUAGAGUACUGACCCUAUUAAAAAAUAAUGAUCUCAAGCUCGAUAACCUCGACUGCCUGGUUUUGGACGAGUCCUUCCUCGACAAGAAGCAGCAAAGCCUGCUUACCUUAAAACAGAGUACACCGGAUGUUGCAGAGAUGCUACAGCUUCCGCAAAUGUUGGAACGGUUCAAAAAUGAAUCGUCGAGACUUUUGUUGUUUUAACAUGGUCACUAAAGAGAAUAGAUUUUAUUUUUUGUCAAUAGAGCAGGCUAUGGAGCCUAUUACGUUGAAUUAAGAGAGUUGUGUUUCGCUUUCAACUUUACAUAACAAAAAUAACGAUGAUGAACACAGUUUUUGCAUAUACACCACACGAAUAACUAUUUGAGUGAA
This is a messenger RNA of Schizosaccharomyces japonicus yFS275, 1015 nucleotides long. Its product is annotated as replication regulator. Bases 62 to 847 code for a protein of 261 amino acids. The record is from RefSeq and is a predicted model, not a curated record. NCBI's taxonomy places the organism in Eukaryota, Fungi, Ascomycota, Schizosaccharomycetes, Schizosaccharomycetales, Schizosaccharomycetaceae. The transcript has 3 exons.